UUCCCUUUUUUGUUUUUAACAGUUUUGUUAACAACACUACGCUUGCAUAAUCAAAUAUGUACUUGCAAAUGCAUCAGUGACAAAAAGUGUCAACUCCACUGCCGAUUAGCUUCAUUUCCUUCCUGAGCCGAAGGCUGCAAUAUGUUUGCCCUUGCAGCCAUGUCAGUACCACUGCUAGACUGUCAUUGGUUCAUUCUUGUGUAGGGGAUAUCUUGCUCAAAGAGGAUGUGAUAAAUAAGGGAGAAUGAAAGCCCUUCUAAAGAUUCUCUCUGUGUUUGUAGUUUUGACUGGUGUGUUGAUGAAGUCUGGAAAUGUUUAUGUGGGAACAGUGGGUGAAACAGUGGAGAUCAAAUGUCCAUAUCCAGAUUACCACAAAUAUACACCCAAGUACUUUUGCCGUCAUCCCUGUAAAUCAUCUGAGCAUGUUUUGAUUAAAAGUGCAAAGAUUGAUCAGGUCCUCUCAGUUGGAAGAUACUCUUUGAUUGAUGUUGUGAGUGGACAGUUCUUUACUGUAACCAUCAAAAAUCUCAGACUCAAAGACUCUGGUGUUUAUUACUGUGGACUUGAUCAAUGGUUCAGUGACACGCUGAAUAAAGUUAAUCUGUCUGUCCAUACAGCAGCUUCUGUGAACAGAUCUACACCCCCCCCUGAAAAGACACAUAUAACAUCUAUAUGGACAACAGCAGUUACAUCCAAUAAAUCAAAUUCAUAUGAGCAGUUCUCAGCAACAACAGUCCAGUCAAAGGGAUCGCUGGAUAAAAACUUAAGAGUCAGCGUGCCUGUGGUUUGUGCAGGUGUUCUGUGCUGCUUGUGUCCGUGGUUCUUGUGGCGUUAGUUUGUCUCUGCAGGAAAAGAUCAGAUUUAAAGUCUAAAUGUCUGAAACCACCUGGCCCUCAAAAUCCAGUUCAAGUUUCACCAGAUAUUAACCAGACUGUAGGUGAUGUCUGUCACCUCUAUGAUGAAAUUGUUACUGAGUACAGCCUGGCUGGUGCAGCUAGAGAUGGUGAUUCUUCUGCAAUAUAUUCCACUGUGCAGCAUUGUGAUCCUGCACCUCAGGACAAUACGAAUGCUUUGUAUUCACUUAUCACACACCACUGAGGAUAACUGACUAGAUCGGUGUCAUUCUCUCCCC
This is a messenger RNA of Labeo rohita (rohu), 1132 nucleotides long. RefSeq names its product CMRF35-like molecule 1. The record is from RefSeq and is a predicted model, not a curated record. Bases 245 to 835 code for a protein of 196 amino acids. NCBI's taxonomy places the organism in Eukaryota, Metazoa, Chordata, Actinopteri, Cypriniformes, Cyprinidae. The transcript is spliced from 8 exons.